AUGGACACCACGGCCACCAUGCUGCUGUACGGCAGUAAGCCUCCCACCCCGGAACACCUCCCUAGCACCCCUGUUAAGCCUUCUGAGUGGGGGGCGCCUCCCCACGCGGACCCCUGGACCCCCACUGCCAACCUCAGGAUGCUCAUCAGUGCUGCCAGCCCUGACAUCCGCGACAGAGAGAUGAAGAAGGUUCUGUUUAGGCCCAUUGAGAAUGAGAGAGCAGUGGAGGAUGUCGAGGUGGAUGGCCCGUGCCAGUAUCAUGCUGUAGAAGAGGGGGAAAGGAAGCCCAGCAGGAAGCAGAAGAGCCUGGGCCUGCUGUGCCAGAAGUUCCUGGCCCUGUAUCCGGACUAUCCAACUUCUGACACCAUCAGUAUCUCAUUGGAUGAGGUGUCUACCAGCCUGGGGGUGGAGCGGCGGCGGAUCUACGACAUCAUAAACGUCCUGGAGUCUCUGAUGAUCGUAGGGCGCGUGGCUAAGAACCAGUACGUGUGGUACGGGCGGCGGCGCCUGGGGUCCACCCUGGCCGAGCUGCAGGGGAUGGGCAGGCAGCAGCGCUACCACCUGCACAUGGAGCAGGCCGGGGAGGGCGGUCACAGAGAGGGAGCCACCACACACACCCCAGAGGGAGGGGAAGGAGACUCCACGGCCGCCAGCACCAGGAAAGACAAGUCCCUACGCAUCAUGAGUCAGAAGUUUGUCAUGCUCUUCCUGGUGUCCAGGACCCAGACGGUCACUCUGGACGUGGCCGCCAAAAUCCUCAUCGAGGAAAGCCAGGACCCCGCCAGCCACAGCAAGUACAAAACUAAGGUGCGGCGGCUGUAUGACAUCGCCAACGUCCUGACGAGUCUGGGAUUGAUCAAGAAGGUCCACGUCCGGGAGGAGAGGGGGAGGAAGCCUGCGUUCAAAUGGAUCGGCCCGGCAGACUUCCACAGCAGCCAUGAGGACUCGGAAGCUGUGGCGGCCAUCGCUCUUCCGGGUGGCAGGAAACAGAAGCUGGCACGCCAUGCCUCCUUCAGUGUGGUGCCCACCUCUGUGGCCAGCCAACGCCGUGUCAACUCGGCGCCCAGCAGCCCACGCAGAGAGUCAGUGGACUAUUCCAGAAGGUGUGUGAGCAGCAGCGCGGUGUGCCGGCUGCAGUUUGGAACCACUGUUACAGGUGUCUCCCACCCCAGCGGCGGACUUCAGAGCCCCACCCACAGUGACGGCAACUCCCUGCUCUGCUCCCCGGGCCUGGCCCCCCUGGCCGUGCCCGUCCACCCAGAGGGUUCAUACGUGGGACCCCUGUCCCCACAACCCCCAUUUCCCCCCCAUCCCCACCACAUGGCGUAUCUACCCAGCCUGUCCCAGGCCUCGGUGGUCAUGCUGUACGGAGGUCCGGCGGCGCAGGAUGGGCUUGACUGCUUUACCACGGAAGUUCAAAGGUCACCGGGGUCAGGGUCCAGAGAGAGCAUCCUGGGGAAGAGGAAGCAGGAUGAAGGAGUGGAGGAGAAGAGGGAGUCGCCUGAGACGGAGCUAUCUGAUAGG
Molecule: messenger RNA, 1524 nt
Organism: Salvelinus namaycush (lake trout)
Lineage: Eukaryota; Metazoa; Chordata; Actinopteri; Salmoniformes; Salmonidae
Product: transcription factor E2F7-like
Exons: 9
Biological process (GO): regulation of transcription by RNA polymerase II
Cellular component (GO): RNA polymerase II transcription regulator complex
Molecular function (GO): RNA polymerase II cis-regulatory region sequence-specific DNA binding; DNA-binding transcription factor activity, RNA polymerase II-specific
Source: RefSeq, a predicted model, not a curated record